Schistocerca nitens (vagrant locust) is the source of this 3719-nucleotide messenger RNA. RefSeq names its product enhancer of split mgamma protein-like. The transcript is spliced from 5 exons. Gene Ontology annotation, cellular component: nucleus. Gene Ontology annotation, biological process: anterior/posterior pattern specification; regulation of transcription by RNA polymerase II; regulation of neurogenesis. Gene Ontology annotation, molecular function: DNA-binding transcription factor activity, RNA polymerase II-specific; protein dimerization activity; RNA polymerase II cis-regulatory region sequence-specific DNA binding. Lineage: Eukaryota; Metazoa; Arthropoda; Insecta; Orthoptera; Acrididae. Bases 16 to 681 code for a protein of 221 amino acids. The record is from RefSeq and is a predicted model, not a curated record.
CGCGCAGGUAGCGUGAUGCUGGCGCCGCGCCACCACCAGACGCACGUCGCCGCCGCCGCCGCUGCGGCCGCCGCCGUCUCGAGGACGACGCAGUACAAGAAGGUGACGAAGCCAUUGCUGGAACGUAAGAGAAGGGCUAGGAUCAACAGGUGCCUGGACGAGUUGAAGGAGCUGAUGAUGGGUGCUUUGGAGGCGGAGGGCGAGAACGUGAGCAAGCUGGAGAAGGCGGACAUCCUGGAGCUGACGGUGCGCCACCUGCAGCGGCUGUCGCAGUCGGAGGGCGGUGGCUCCUGCUGGCAGUCCCCUCGCUUCCAGGCGGGGUUCAGCCAGUGCGCGACGGAGGCGUGCCAGUUCCUGGUGUCGCUGCCCGGGCUGGACGCGCGGCUGUCGGCGCGGCUGGUGUCGCACCUGUCACGUUGCGCGCCGCCCACCGCCGCCCCCGCCGCCCCCACCGCCCCCCUGAGCGUGCAGGUGCCGGCGCCGCCACGUUCCGGUGCCUUCUCGCCGCCCGUAUCGCCCUGCACUGCGUCGCCUCCGCCGCCUACCGCGGCUGCAGCCUCCCCCGCGUCGCUGUCCUCCACCCCCAGCGCCAGCGACUUGGCCAAGCCGGUGGCCGGACUGCUGAUGACAGUGCCCGAGGCGACGCACCAGCCGCCGGGAAGCAUGUGGCGGCCCUGGUGAGCGACGCUGCCACUCGUGGACCUUCUCUGCCUCUCACCGGGAAUAUGUCUUUGAGGCUUGUAAACAUGUCGUCAUUAUUCCGAGUCACCUGCAUGUGCAAGCUAUGGUGAAUUCAAACUGUUAAAGACGUCCGCAGCGAAUUCGCCGAGACAUAAAUUCAUGUACAAUGAAGAUCAUCAGAAUUUACUAACUUAUCCUCUUGAAAUCUUGUAUAUACACCUUGUCUUCCCCAGCAGCAGUGAACCUAUAUUCUACUGAACUGUCCACGGAACGAGGGUGGAACUAGUCUCAUCAACUGCCUUAUUACCGAAUGUGACAUUACACAAAGUAUCGGCUGUUCUGACAAUGACGCAAACGUUUUAAAUUUCUUGUUGUGCAACUGACACCUUAUACAGGGUGAUUCAAAAGUCCGUAAACAUUUGGAAAAUGAAUAUUUCACGGAAUAAUUUUGUCAGAUAGAUAAAAUCUACAUCCACAUCUACAUAUAUAUUCCGCUAGCCACCAAGCGGUGUGUGGCGGAGAGUACAAUUCGCGCCAAAGUCAUAUUCCGCACCCCCUGUUCCACUCAUGGAUCGCGCGAGGGAAAAACGACUGUCUGAAUGCCUCAGUACGAGCUCUAAUUUCCCUUAUCUUUGAAUGGUGAUCAUUGCGCGAUUUGGAAGUUGGAGGUAAUAAUAUAUGCUCUACAUCCUCGGCGAAGAUAGAAUUUCGGAAUUUAGUGAGCAGCCACAUCCGUUUAGCGCGUCGUGUAUCUGCAAGUAUGUCCCACUCCAAACUUUCUAUGAGAUAUGUAACACUAUCGCGAUGGCUAAAUGUACCAGUCACGAAUUUUGCCGUUCUUCUUUGGACCUUCUCAAUUUCUUGAAUCAGAUCCAACUGGUAAGGGUCCCAUACAGACGAACAAUACUCUGGACGAACUAACGUACUGUAAGCAAAUUCGUUUGUUGAUAGACUGCAUCGCUUCAGGAUUCUACCAAUAAACCGCAAUCUAGAGUUCGCCUUGCCUGUGACCACUUGCUUGAAAUGACAUGAGGUUUUAUUGAAACCAAAUAAGUACACGAAGUGACCAACAGAUGGCGUUUCAUAAGAUACAAAAGCAAACAUUAACAUAACCAUUUUUAGAAAAGACGAUGUUCCUUAUAACGAGUGGUCAAUGUGUCGGCCACAAUGUUGCCAUAGCGCCGUACAGCAUAGCAAUAAGUACCGGGGGAAACUGCCAUCUGAUGUAGUCUUUCGGCAUCGCUAACGAGGUCGGACGAUUGCGGUAGACGUGUGAGUUCAGGCAACCCGCAGUUACACAGAUUGACGUCUGGCGACUUGGGUGGCCAAACAUGAAGGAACUGGUGCGAAGCACGCCAUCCUCACCAAAUGAUGUGCGCGAGAGAUCUCUCACAAUAUGGGGUGGAGCGCCGUCUCACAUAAAAGUCGUACCUUUCAGCAGGUGUUGAUCUGCCACGCCUACCAGGCUAGGAGUGAUGCGAUUCUGUAACGUAUCGGUGUACCUCGCACCUACCGCGCGUCACUGACAUUUGCUGUCCAGUGCCAUCUGUUGACCGCUUUUGCACUCGUUUUUGGUUUCAAUGAAACCCCCUGUCAUUUCAGGUAUCUGUUUCAAGUUUUAUGCUUCUACCUAACAUUAUUCCGUGAAUUUGUGCGUUUUCAAAUGUUAACAGAGUUAUGGCUCAUAUUGUACUUUAACAAAGUUCAGUAACCUGUAAAGUGAAAACUAUUACGGUACAGAAAAACUCAGUGCUCCUCGUUAAACAUACCGAAAACAAUGCCUGAAGCAUGACAUCACAUAUAUAGGGUGUUCUCUUUGGUACGACCACCAUGUGACUACCAACGCAGUUGAGACACAUCUCACUACCAACUGCGAAUAUCCAUCGUCGGAGGUCGCAUGGGCAUCAUGAAGAUAGAGAUGUAUAACUGUUCCCAUUCCAAACAUGAGUUUCUUAUCAACAUUUUAUUUACUACUUCCCCUUACAACCACUAGGCACAACAUAACACCCUCCACAGACCCUCUAUUUAACCUUUACACCAAGUGAGGUGGCAAAGUGGAUCAGUACUAUUCGUCCAUGGACAAAAAGUAGUGUUCAUUCAUGGCAGCAUGUGCCUAACGAUUAUAAAGUCUUUUAUUAUCAUUUUCAUGGCAAUGAAUAUUACUUAGAUAGAUGCAGUAGAAAUACAGAAGUCUCUACAAGAAUAUAUACGUACUUUUGUGGAGUACACAUUAUUAUUUUUCUAGAGAUCAUCGAUGGUGGUAAUGACACUGACCAUACUAAAUACCACAAGAAAGAUUUAAUUUUCAUUGAUGUGACAGAAUUCCUUUCAAACCUCCUGUGACUCUGAAUAUCAUGGAAUAAUGUAGAGUGAGUUCAUAAAUCAUUAGGUUUUGGUAAUAUCUUACUCCAAGAUUUUUGUUACAGUUUACUCGAUGCAUCAGCUUCUGUAUUAGUAGUAUAGGACGUGAGAUAACUGCUCUAACUUCUGCAGAAAGGAAAAAUACAGGCAUGCACACUUGUAUAUCUCUCUGAAACAAAACUUUCAAUUUAUGUAAUUUAGAUGUUAUUACGAAAUCAACAAACUAUAGCGAUAUUUUGUGAUCCCUACUAUUAGAUUGUGUCCCUAAUUAAUGUUUGUUACUAUGUGGCAAAUAAGAUUCAAAAAAUGCAGGAAUAUUCAAAUGACAAGUUGUAUAGUUAAGGUGUUAAAGUUAUCUUAUUUUAAAUGUUUUCUACAGUUGUAUAUAUCUAUAUAAUAACAAAGCAUUGUGUAAGAAAUAACAUUAACUGGUAAAGAUAUAUUUUUAUAAAAUUUAAUUGUAAAUCUGAUAUCUAUGUUUUAGCUUAAAGUUUAUUAAAUACUCAGCAUUUUACAUGAUCUCAUAUAAACUAUUGAAAAACCUGAGGAUUUUUCUGAAUUUUAAUAGUGACAGCUGUUACAACUGUUACAUUUUAUUUAUUUGCAUUUGUUGUAAAUCUCUAUCUCUCAAAACAAUUAUUACAUAGUUUGUGUUAACUGGUUGUUGUUAGAGAAAG